Carassius gibelio (silver crucian carp) is the source of this 2868-nucleotide messenger RNA. RefSeq names its product adhesion G-protein coupled receptor G1. The transcript has 8 exons. Bases 346 to 1023 code for a protein of 225 amino acids. The record is from RefSeq and is a predicted model, not a curated record. Gene Ontology annotation, molecular function: G protein-coupled receptor activity. Gene Ontology annotation, biological process: adenylate cyclase-activating G protein-coupled receptor signaling pathway. NCBI's taxonomy places the organism in Eukaryota, Metazoa, Chordata, Actinopteri, Cypriniformes, Cyprinidae.
AUGUUUUUGAAUUUAUAAAAAUGUAAUAUAUCUAUGAGUCUAAAAUAUGUUUGAGCCUAUUGAAAAAAUAUUACAAUAAUGGCAUUUUUUAUAUGUGCAUUUAAGUUUUAUUGCGUUUUUUUGUGUGUAAUUAGUUAUUAGUAAUUAAUUAUUAAUUUAGAUAUGCCUGGUUUCUUUUCACCGUAAUAUUUUAACUUAUAUGUUUGGUGUUGGUAAAAAAAAAAAAAAAGGCGACCAGUGAAACAUGCCGUGUUUCUUUAUGAAGAGAUGUUAAAAACUGUUAGACAGGAAGCCACAGCCAUCACAUGAGACCAGCUUGAGUGGCUGACGGUGUCUACACGCACUAUGAGAGGCUUGUACUAUUUUGUUCUUUGGAUAUUUCCAAUUUUUCCCUCCACAAUACAGAAUGAAAUCCCUGUGCCUUGUUAUAAGGUUCCACAAACCUGUAUGAAGAAAGCUAACGUCCUAUCGUGUAUUGAAGAAGGAAUGAGAACUUGCUUACUUAAAGCCCCUAGGAUUCUAAUUCCAAAUUUUUUCUCUAUAGCAGUUUCCUCAGAGGGAAUGGUUGAUACGGGAAGAGGAUAUAAAAUCCAUGUCUCUGAAGAAGCAUUAGAGAGGAGCAGCAGUAGACGGGAGGAAACUUCUAAGGAAGUGGAAUUGAUUGUGUCUAUUCUCAACGAGACUUUGUUCCAGGUCAGCAGCAGUUCAGACACCAAAAAGGGAAAUGACUCAAAUGAGUCAAGAUCAAUAUUGCAUGGGCAAAGUGUGUUAGGAGUUUGGCUUGGUUUGACAGAAAUUCGCAACCUUUCUCAGCCCAUUCAACUCAGAUUCAUAAACACUAAUCAGAGUGCGAACGGAGUCUGUGUCUACUGGCAUCUUGAUAAAAAUGGCAAAGGUAACUGGAGUACUGAUGGCUGUAAUACUAUCAUCGACGGAGGAGAGUUUGUGUGCAGUUGUAAUCAUCUGAGCUUUUUUGCAGUGCUCAUAGAGCUGGCUCCAGAAAUAUUCCAAAUGUGUAUCUGAGUUCAGGAUGGUUGCUCAAGUUCAGUCCAUAUAUCAGUCCCAUCAGCAUGGGUGUAAACUGCUAGGUCCUGAAGAACAUUAUCUUCCCACACUCUAACAUCUGCUGGACUGUCUCCAAUGAUGCAGCUUCAGAUAGAUUCCCACGAGUCUUCUGGAUCACCUCCUGAUUGCUGGCAAUGUCUGUAUCCUAGAAGUAUUUAAAACGAAGGAGUACGCAAAUUCUUGUGUAUUGACUUGAAUACCAAAGCAUUUAUUAACCUUGACAUAUGAAACAUAAAUAAAUAAAACUCACCAUAAACUCCAUAGUGCUAGGGUCUUUAUUUGGAUACUUCAAUUUAAUUAGUCUGAAGAUGAAAAUAACCAAAUUUAGCCUUUCAUUUUUUUUUCUAAAAUUACAAGUUGGAAAAUAAGUCAGUCAAUCAUCUAUUUCCUUAUAAAUACAGGCACGCAGUCAAGAUGGGAUUCUAACAAACAUUACAGUGGAAAAUGGUACUGGGCCAGAUCAGCACAGAAAGCCACUGUCCUGCAGAGUUUAGCAAUAUUCCGAAUUAAAGGGAAAGUUCACCCAAAAAUGAAAAUUCUAUCAUUAACUGCUCAACCUUCAUGUCUUUCUAAACCCGCAAGAUCUUCGGUCAACUUCAGAACACAAAUUAAGAUUUUUUUGAUGAAAUCCAAGAGCUUUCUGACCCUGCAUGGUGAGCAACAUGACUGGAAUGUUCCCAGACAAUUUUUGUUUACUUUACACACAAAAAGUAUUUUCAAAGCUUCGUAAAAGUGCGAUUGAACCACUGAUGUCACAUGGACUGUUUUAAUGAUGUCCUUACUUUGACUCUGGGUCUGGGAACAUUUCAGUUGCAUAGCCGCCUUUAUGGAGGUUCAGAAAGCUCUUGCAUCUUGAUAAAAAUAUCAUCAUUUGUGUUCUGUAGAUGAAUGAUGGUCUUACGGCUUUGAAACGACAUGAGGGUAAUUAAUGACAUGUUUAUUUUCUGGGUGAUCUAGCCAUUUAAACACAUCUGAACCAAUUAAUCAAGAUUUUUGAGAAUUUUAAAACAAAAAACAAAGUCUUAGAAGUUCCAGGCACAUAAAACUGGCUUUCCUAGAGCAGGUUUGGAAACCCCUGCCUUGCAUCAAAAUAAAUAGUUUUUGGGAGGCUAAGUCCAGUGAGUGAUCAUCUUGAAAUAUUACUAACAUUAUAAAAAUUAUUCUUACAUUUACUUCAUGAAAAUCAUUUAAGUAAAGUAAAAGUAAAUCAUUCACAAUAAAAAGACAUGUCUGCCUCGUCCUGAGGGAUACGACCUGAAGAUAUAAAAUAUUAAUCAGAUUUCCAGCAUAGUUUUGAUCACGUAUCGAUGAAAGAAGAUUAUUUGAGAAAUAAUUUGGUCUCAGUGUGUGUGUUUUUCUACAUAAUAGAAGACAAUAAUAAUCAGAAUGGUUCGGUUACCAGCAUUCUUCAAAUAUAUCUUGUAUUCUGCAAAAAAAAGGAAGUCAUACAGGUUUGGAAUGACAUGAGGGUGAGUAAAUAAUGAAUGUGUUAUAUCCCCAUGAGUCAGAUUUAAUAAUAAUAUAAUUGCAGUGAUUGGACAAUAUAAAAUGUUUAAAUCAUUUAUGAAAUAUGGUGAAAAAAGGAGGCAAAUGGAGCAUUAAGGAAAAAAAAAAAAAAACGUUUGAACACUUAAAACAUAAAAAAAAACUCAACACUUAAAAUAUCAGCUUUAAUGUGGGGGUAUAGACAAAUACAAUUAUCAUUUUUAAGUUUUAAUGUCUCUCAGGAGUGUAUCAUUGAUAAAGACUGUGAGAAGGGCAGCUAAUGUCUGUAUGAAACACAGAGCGCAAAGUGUCUGUCCU